Molecule: messenger RNA, 3102 nt
Organism: Aspergillus thermomutatus
Lineage: Eukaryota; Fungi; Ascomycota; Eurotiomycetes; Eurotiales; Aspergillaceae
Product: iron-sulfur cluster-binding protein, rieske family domain protein
Exons: 5
Coding region: 1-3102 (1033 amino acids)
Biological process (GO): DNA-templated transcription
Molecular function (GO): 2 iron, 2 sulfur cluster binding; zinc ion binding; iron ion binding
Source: RefSeq, a predicted model, not a curated record
AUGGCUGCUACAGUUGCGUCCUGGUUUGGGUAUAAACCCUCCGUCCUGGAAGCCAAGAAGCUUCCAGAUGAGCCACCAAAAGCCCUCCCAGCUUUCUGGUACCGCUCCCCAGAGAUGUAUGAGUUGGAACGGCGAGCGAUCUUUUCAAAGAAAUGGAUCUUAGUAACCCACAAGUUGCGCUUCACAAAGCCCGGUGACUUUCUUCGGUUUGAGGAAGCUGGAUUCUCCUUUGUGUUGUGUGUUGAUCGAGAGGGGAACUUGAACGGCUUUCACAAUAUUUGCCGCCAUCGCGCAUUUCCCCUCGUCUCUGAAGACGAGGGCAACGUCAAGAUUCUUUCUUGCAAGUACCAUGGGUGGUCGUACGGCCUCAACGGAAAACUGGCCAAGGCCCCGAAGUUCGAUGACGUCCCGGGGUUCCAGAAAGAGGAUCAGAGCUUGUUCCCCGUGCAUGUGCAUACCGAUGCAUUGGGCUUCAUCUGGGUCAAUCUCGACUCAUCUCCAAACCCAGUCCCCUGGGAAGAGGAUUUCGAGGGCGUUGACCGACAAGAACGAUUCCAGAGAUUCGACUUUAGCCAGUACAAGUUUGACCAUACAUGGCAGAUGAACGGCGACUAUAACUGGAAAACACUGGCGGACAACUACAACGAAUGCUACCAUUGCACUGUUGCACAUCCCGACGUGGCGAAUCUGGCUGAUCUGUCAUAUUACUAUACCGUUUCCACACCGGGGCACAUUCAACAUUUCUCCCGACCGAAGCCGGAUAAGGUGAAUGAGGAUAUCCAGAACGCCAGCACUUACUACUUUCCCAAUGCCUGCAUGACAGUCUCGCCUCAUUUCUUCUACCUGAUGCGAUGCGUCCCGACAUCUGCAGGAACUUGCUCCAUGGAAUACGAGGUCUACCGGCACACAGAGGCAUCCGAUGAGGACUUCGAAUAUAUUGACUCCUUCUUCAAGAGGGUCCUGGACGAGGACAAACACCUUUGUAAUGCUGCCCAAAAGAACCUGAAUGCUGGGGUGUUUGUCAAUGGUCCCCUUCACCCUGACCUGGAGAGUGCGCCGCUGUUCUUUCAGAAUACGGUCAGAACCCUACUCAGAAGUCAUCGAGACGAGGAGCGAAAGGCGAACAGGGAGAUUUGGCCGGCGCGGCAGCAUUCAGCAGGCCAGGCAACCGCAGAGGAUGUCGCUUUUUGCUUAGGACCCAGUCGCCAAGUUGGAACCCCCAAGUCGUCCUCUCGCGGGCUCCAUAUUCGCGAGAAGACAUCGGAAUCAAGCAAUACGCAGGAAAUGUCCAUGGCACGGGGGAAUCCGAGUGAUGAGACAGGCCUUCAGAAUGCACAUACGUUGCCCUUUGCAAUGCCGCCAAAAGAGAUCGUUGCCGAGGGUAUCGCUCUUUAUUUCCAAUACUGCCACAAGCAACCGCUGUGGCUUUUCGUUCGGGAUAAUCUUUCCAUUCCAGAAAGAUGUCGCAGCGAGGUGAUAUUUGGCAUACUCAGUCUCGCGCUGCGUUACUCCAACAAUCCCUUUCUGGAAGGACGAACAGACCAGAUGUGUCAACAAUACGCCGAGGCCGCGCGCAGCUAUGUCAUGAUUCGAAUCGUUCAGGGGACCGUGGACAUUUCAACCUUGCAAUGUUUCUGUUUAAUCGCACUGGCCGAGUACAUUGCUAAUGACACCCGUCUCGCUUGGCUACACAUUGGUCUUGCCACAAACCUCGCCAAAUGUGCAGGCAUUGACAUCGAGCAGCACGAGGGCGAAUCGACGCCUGCAUUGGAGGAACGACGAAGGGUGUUCUGGAGCAUCCAUCUUCUUAACCAGCAAUACGCUCCUCACAGCAUGCAAUUGAAUAUGCUGCGGGAUAUCCAUAACCCGAAGUACAUGGCUGUCAACCUUGACUCUCCACGGGAAAUGGGGAUGAAGCCACCUCAGACCCCUCAAGAAAAUGGCACCUUUACCUCAGGAGGGGGAAUCUGGGUUUACAUGGUGCAGCUAUCCACUCUUUGGAGCGAAGUGCAGCAUUAUGUUUCGCACUGUGCUAGCGGAGAUGCCAUGCCACCCUGGUCCGUGGACUCGGGUUACUGUAUCAUCGGGGCUCACCUGAUGGACAUUGAAACAAAGUUUCCCACCUCCCAUCGAUACGAUUCAGUAAGGUUUCAGGAGCGAUCGCCAGAAGAAUUGAAUCGCGACCGGGAGUACUGGAGUCCCUGGCUGUACCUCCAGUUCACCUACCACGCAGUGCACAGCGUCCUGAAUCACCCUUUCCUCUACUCGUGGCGACCACAGCAGUCCGCCCAGCUUGCAGUCCCGAACACUUUCUGGAAGACAUCAUCGGAGUUGGCGCUGAUCCACACAACAUGGACGGUUCGCCUCAUUGACAUGAUUGCCGAGAAGGAAUAUCAACUGUCUGACCCGUUCCUCGGCCAUGCAGUGGCGAUUGCGGCCACCAUUCUCAUGUAUUACUGCCGUGCCGCAGAUCCCACAGUGAGGGAGUCCGCUCAACGGAAGCUGGAAACUUGCACGAGCUUUUUGAGUGGCUUGGCCACCAAAUGGCCAAGAGUCCAGGCAAUACAUCAAAAGAUUCAGGGGCUCAUCCAAUCGGCAUUUGCCGUCAGUCCACAUUCUGGCGAUCACCGUUCACCUCGGAGGACGCUAUCGAUAGAUACGGCAUUGAUGUGGGACAUUCUUUGCUACAAUUCUACCAAGACUCCAUUCGCUUCUCCGGGUGACGGUCUCUUUGAUGCGUCACUUUUACGGUCCCCGGGGCAGAAGCAUCCAGACCAGACGACAGUCGAGACCGAGAUCUUCCAUCAUUCCGCAAGGGCCGUAGAUACUUCCGAUGGAGGUCAAGCGCUGCCGCCGUACUCGAGUACAGUGCAGCAUCGGGCCGCUUCUGAAACUUCGCAGCCCGAGUCUUGGAGCAGUACGAACUCGGUUUCAGCAGAUCAUGGACCAAAUCAAGGACCACUGCCACGGGAACCGUUGGCGUGGUCGGGUUCGGGCUUUCCAGGCGAUGUGUCUUUCAUGGACGUUACGCAUGACCCAUUUUUCCAAUUCCAGGACCACGAAAAUCCUUAUCAAGGGAUUUGGGAAAUUGGAAAUCUCUGA